Impatiens glandulifera is the source of this 3369-nucleotide messenger RNA. Its product is annotated as putative calcium-transporting ATPase 11, plasma membrane-type. NCBI's taxonomy places the organism in Eukaryota, Viridiplantae, Streptophyta, Magnoliopsida, Ericales, Balsaminaceae. The transcript has 7 exons. Gene Ontology annotation, cellular component: membrane; intracellular membrane-bounded organelle. The coding region runs from base 112 to 3195 and encodes 1027 amino acids. Gene Ontology annotation, biological process: calcium ion transmembrane transport. Gene Ontology annotation, molecular function: P-type calcium transporter activity; calmodulin binding; ATP binding. The record is from RefSeq and is a predicted model, not a curated record.
AAGAGUCGCGUUCUAUCUUUUUCUCUCUCUCUCUCCCCCGGCGUUCUAUUCUAUCCAAUCGCUUGACGAAUUUCUAUGUACAUAUAGACUUAAUUAGACUUGUUCUUCAAGAUGGAGAAGCUACUGCUAAAGGAUUUCGACAUUCCUUCGAAGAAUCCGUCUGAAGAAGCUUUGAAUAGAUGGAGAUCUGCCGUAACAAUCGUCAAAAAUCGCCGUCGUCGCUUCCGUGGAAUCGCAGAUCUGGUCAAAAGAGGUCUUGCAAAAGAAAAGAUCCAGAAGAUUCAGGAACAAUUGCGUAUUCUAAUCGUGGUUCAGAAAGCAGCUCUCAUUUUGAUUGAAGGUGGAGGUGUGGGGAAGGAGCUAUCUGAUGAAGCUAGAGAAGCAGGCUUCAAGAUCCACCCAAACGAACUCGCAUCUUUUGUGCGUUCCCACAACAUUAAACAACUAAAAUCGCUUGGGGGAGUUGAGGGUAUAGCCUCGAGAAUCAAUGUCUCAUUUGAUGAAGGCGUUAAGCAAACUGAUAUUGCCAUCAGACAAAAUGUUUAUGGAGUGAAUAAAUAUGCAGAGGCUCCUUCAAAAGGUUUUUGGACAUUUGUUUGGGAUGCACUUCAUGAUAUAACACUUAUAAUCCUUAUGGUAUGUGCUGUUGUUUCGAUUGGUGUCGGUUUAGCCACAGAAGGCUGGCCUAGUGGCAUGUAUGAUGGAGUUGGAAUCCUCCUUAGUAUAUUCUUGGUUGUGUUCGUCACUGCUAUUAGUGAUUACAGACAAUCAUUGCAGUUUAAGGAUUUAGAUAAGGAGAAGAAGAAUAUUAUUGUUCAAGUCACCCGAGAUGGGUAUAGGCAAAAAGUGUCCAUUUUUGAUUUGGUGGUUGGUGAUGUUGUGCAUUUAUCGAUAGGUGAUCAAGUUCCUGCUGAUGGGAUAUUCAUAUCGGGGUAUAGUUUGUUGAUCGAUGAAUCAAGCUUGUCGGGUGAAAGUGAACCUGUUAAUAUAGACAAGACGAAACCUUUCCUUCUUGGUGGGACUAAAGUGCAGGAUGGUUCGGGUAAAAUGUUGAUUACAACUGUCGGUAUGAGGACCGAAUGGGGUAAGUUGAUGGAAACCUUGAGUGAAGGAGGUGAAGACGAGACCCCAUUGCAGGUGAAGCUAAAUGGUGUUGCUACUGUUAUUGGGAAGAUCGGUUUGGGUUUUGCUGUUUUAACGUUUGUAGUUCUCUUGAUAAGGUUUCUAGUGACUAAAGCUAUCAAUGGUGAAUUCACUCAAUGGUCUUCUUCGGAUGCGCUCCAGCUUUUAAACUAUUUCGCUACUGCUGUUACUAUAAUCGUGGUUGCAGUUCCUGAGGGGCUGCCACUUGCUGUUACACUUAGUCUGGCUUUUGCUAUGAAGAAGUUGAUGAGCGAAAGGGCCCUCGUUAGACAUCUGGCUGCUUGCGAGACUAUGGGUUCGGCUACAUGCAUUUGCACGGAUAAAACAGGUACUUUAACCACGAACCAGAUGGUGGUUACGAAGAUAUGGUUAUGUGAAAACGAGAAAGAAGUUAAGGAUGAUGAAAACCAAGAAAAUAUAUCUGGAAACGUUGCGGAGUUGCUAUUGCAGGCGAUAUUUCAGAACACGGGAUCGGAGAUUGUGAAAGGGAAAGAUGGGAAGGAAUCAAUUUUAGGGACACCCACUGAAUCAGCUUUACUUGGGUAUGGUUUGAAAAUGGGCGGGGAUUUCUUUGCUCAGCGGCGGGAAAUUAGUAUCUUGAAAGUUGAACCGUUUAAUUCGGUUAAGAAGACAAUGUCUGUUCUUGUGGCGCUUCCAAACGGGUCUCAGAGAGCGUAUGUUAAAGGUGCGUCCGAGAUUAUUUUGAAAAUGUGUGAUAAGAUGGUUAUCGGAGAUGGGGAAGUUAUUAGUAUGUCGAAUGAACAGGAAAUGUUUGUUACCGAUGUUAUUAAUAGAUUUGCGUCUGAAGCACUUAGAACUCUUUGUUUGGCUUAUAAAGAUGUUAAUGAUGAUGAUAUUAACGAUGGUCCAAUUCCGGAUUGUGAGUAUACAUUGAUAGCGCUUGUUGGGAUUAAGGAUCCUGUUCGACCGGGUGUUAAGGAUGCGGUUAAGAGUUGUUUGGAUGCUGGGAUAAGUGUUCGAAUGGUCACUGGAGAUAAUAUAAACACGGCUAAAGCCAUUGCUAAAGAAUGUGGAAUACUUACCGAUGGUGGUUUGGCUAUAGAAGGGCCUGAUUUUCGCAAUAAAUCUCCUGCAGAACUGAGGGAAAUCAUUCCCAAAAUUCAGGUUAUGGCUCGAUCGCUUCCUUUGGACAAACACAUGCUGGUGACCAACCUGAGGGGUAUGUUUAGAGAGGUUGUCGCGGUUACUGGCGAUGGAACAAACGAUGCUCCUGCUUUACAUGAAUCUGAUAUUGGGCUUGCUAUGGGUAUUGCUGGAACAGAGGUUGCCAAAGAAAAUGCUGAUGUGAUCAUAUUGGAUGACAAUUUCAAGACUAUAGUAAAUGUGGCGAAAUGGGGACGGGCUGUGUACUUAAACAUUCAGAAAUUCGUGCAGUUUCAGUUAACAGUCAAUGUCGUUGCUCUUGUGCUGAAUUUCGCAUCCGCGUGUAUCACAGGAUCUGCACCACUUACUGCUGUUCAAUUGCUGUGGGUAAACUUAAUAAUGGACACUCUUGGAGCAUUAGCACUGGCUACUGAACCACCACAUGAUGGGCUGAUGCAAAGGCCUCCUGUUGGGAGAGGAGAAAGUUUUAUAACCAAGAUCAUGUGGAGGAAUAUUCUCGGUCAGAGUGCUUACCAAUUGAUUGUGUUAGGACUUCUCACUUUCGACGGAAAGAAUAUUCUCCGGCUAAAAGGCUCCGAUUCUACAGCUAUUCUCAACACCUUCAUUUUCAACACCUUCGUCUUCUGCCAGGUAUUUAACGAGAUAAACAGUCGAGACAUGGAGAAAAUAAAUGUUUUCAAGGGUCUUUUCAGCAGCUCUGUCUUCUUGAUCGUCAUAGCUGCAACGGUAGCAUUCCAAGCCAUCAUAGUAGAAUUCCUUGGGACAUUUGCCAGCACGGUUCAAUUAAGUUGGCAGUUAUGGCUUCUAAGCAUCAUAAUUGGUGCAAUAGGUCUGCCAAUAUCCGUCGUCUUAAAGUGCAUACCAGUUCAAAAUUCGUCAUCGCCUAAGCACCAUGACGGUUAUGAUCUAAUUCCCGGUGAAGCCUAAAUAGCUUGAUGAAUAAACAUGAUAUCCGGUAACAUCAAACUUUUCUAACUUAAAAGAAAAAUCAAGAUUUGUUAACAGGGCAAGACAUUUUGAGUUUGAGUUACUUUAUGAUUAUCUCGAUAUUCUUCAACAGCUUUUCAAUGUUUAGUUGACAUGAAUUUCUUUUAAGUUACA